AGAGGUUUGCUGCAAUCCGAACUUGAGGAGGGGGUGGAGUCUGCUCAGUUCUGUUGCUCCCUGUUGAAGCGUGGUCUUUGGAGCUAAGCAAAGAAUGACUUCUGUGGGGUUUUCUUCUGCUGGCCUUCCUUGCAGCCUCGAAAACCUCAUCAGAGUCGCCUCUGCUGGUUUCUUGCUGUGCUGCGCUGUCAGAGAUGGGCAAGCAAGAAGCGAAACCCUGGCCUUAAAAUUCCGAAAGAAGCAUUUGAACAACCUCAGACCAGUUCCACGCCACCUCGAGAUUUGGACUCUAAGGCUUGCAUUUCAAUUGGAAAUCAGAACUUUGAGGUGAAGGCAGAUGACCUGGAGCCCAUAAUGGAACUGGGACGAGGUGCGUACGGGGUGGUGGAGAAGAUGCGGCACGUACCCAGCGGGCAGAUCAUGGCAGUGAAGCGGAUUCGGGCCACAGUAAAUAGCCAGGAGCAGAAACGGCUACUGAUGGAUUUGGAUAUUUCCAUGAGGACAGUGGAUUGUCCAUUUACCGUCACCUUUUAUGGCGCACUCUUCCGGGAGGGUGAUGUGUGGAUCUGCAUGGAGCUCAUGGAUACAUCACUAGACAAAUUCUACAAACAAGUUAUUGAUAAAGGCCAAACGAUUCCAGAGGACAUCUUAGGGAAAAUAGCAGUUUCUAUUGUAAAAGCAUUAGAACAUUUACACAGUAAGCUCUCUGUCAUUCAUCGAGACGUGAAGCCUUCCAAUGUGCUCAUUAAUGCUCUGGGCCAAGUGAAGAUGUGCGAUUUUGGAAUCAGUGGCUACCUGGUGGACUCUGUUGCUAAAACAAUUGAUGCAGGUUGCAAACCAUACAUGGCCCCGGAAAGAAUAAACCCAGAGCUCAACCAGAAGGGAUACAGUGUGAAGUCUGACAUUUGGAGUCUGGGCAUCACAAUGAUUGAGUUGGCCAUCCUUCGGUUUCCCUAUGAUUCGUGGGGAACUCCAUUUCAGCAGCUCAAACAGGUGGUAGAGGAGCCAUCGCCACAACUCCCGGCAGACAAGUUCUCUGCAGAGUUUGUUGACUUUACCUCACAGUGCUUGAAGAAGAAUUCCAAAGAACGGCCUACGUAUCCAGAGCUUAUGCAACAUCCGUUUUUCACCCUACAUGAAUCCAAAGCAACAGACGUGGCAUCUUUUGUAAAACUGAUUCUUGGAGACUAAAAACCAAUGGACUUAAUCGGUUGACCCUACUGUGGAUUGCGUGCUGCUAGCUUUCCUGGUUGGAAUGAUCUCCUCUUUGUGGAUUGCCAGGUAUUUUCUUUGUGAAUCAGGUAAGCUGAACUUAGAAGUUGAUAAAGUAAGGACUGCUAAAGCAUGUGGAUGAAUGUUUCCAUGCCUUUCAGGUGAAUGUUAAUUUUAAAUUCUGGCCCUGGGAACUCUUUGCUUAUGAGCUGCAGAAGAAAAGAAGGAGUUAGGGGUACAUGACUUAACUUUGUGUUUUUCUAUAUGGAAAUACAUGAGUAUUAAGUGAUAACUUCAAUAAAGCCCUAGGAUUAUAUUUUAAAAUACCUAUUUUGUGGGACAGCACGCCUUUGUUAUGUCUGCCUAUUGGCUUUGGUGGCCCCAAACAUUUUCAUUUUAGUCUAGCUUUUCUGUUAUCCAGGUUAUGUGUACUAUGUUUUUUCUUUUGAACUAUUGCUUAUCAUAAUUGGUGAUGUUAUCUCAAAAUCCUGAAACCAAGGGGAUAGCCAAUAUGCAGGAAUUGGCGGGUAGAUGCAAGCAUUGGUGUUGAUGUAGGUUGAGUUUUAAUGGAGUCCCCAGAGUUAUACUGAAUCAAGGGAUAAUGUGGCUUUAAAGAAGUCGUGUUUGUUUUUAACAUUUGGAGAAGCCAAUUGUCCUGGGUCCCUAUUCUUGAGAAAUUCAUCUUUUCAAGCAGAUACCAUUGUGGGGCAUACUUAAUAGACUGGAUGAUUGGCUUCUAUCAGUCAUUAAAGGAGAAAUUAUAAUAAUUGCCAAAGGUGAGGGUAAUUUUGCUUUAUAAGUGUAUAGGUCAUUCUACAGUAAAAUUUUCUAUCAAGCAGCUCGUAAAAAAACAUACCUUUAUCAUUUCCCUUCUCUUUUCUGAUCCAAGAGCAUAUUAAGGGAAGAGUGGUUUUCUGAUGUGUUAUGAAAUAUUUCUUCGAAUUUGUGUUUUUGACCAAGGAAAUGGCUGAGAUGUUAAACCAAGUGGUUGUUACAUGGUUCAUAUGGCUACCACCUGGGCUCCCCUCUCACCGUGUCAAAAAGAAAAUGACGUUGGGAGAUUAAAUUAAACUUGAACUCCUCUGUUGAUGAGGAGCUCUCACGUUGAUUUCCUAUCUCAGGAUAUUCUUUGGUUUCAUACUGCUGCUGAGGAGAAACGAACAAGCUGCAGACACUGUAACUGGUCUCCAGAUGUUUGUGCGUGUGUAUGUAGAACUUCACACUGUGCGUAUUGUGUUCAAUGUUGUGUCAAUCUAUGAAUGGACUCAAACAACAAUUUGAAGAGAGAGAAGACAGCGAUGAUGGCAAAAAAAAAAAAAAAAAAGCCCAACCACCUCUUUCUGUCAAAGUGCUUGCUAUGACUUUCAUAGCUAGGACAAAUAACAAGUAUUCAGGAGCAAGUUGCUCUUGAAAGAAAUGGUGUGUCGAUCUCAUACGAAAAUGUACAACCAAUAAAAGACAUUUUAAACAGUGCCACGAGUGUAUGCAUUAAUUG
Molecule: messenger RNA, 2707 nt
Organism: Lemur catta (Ring-tailed lemur)
Lineage: Eukaryota; Metazoa; Chordata; Mammalia; Primates; Lemuridae
Gene: MAP2K6
Product: mitogen-activated protein kinase kinase 6
Exons: 13
Coding region: 355-1191 (278 amino acids)
Biological process (GO): MAPK cascade; protein phosphorylation
Molecular function (GO): MAP kinase kinase activity; ATP binding
Source: RefSeq, a predicted model, not a curated record